This is a messenger RNA of Cynocephalus volans (Philippine flying lemur), 1461 nucleotides long. It is a transcript of the gene PRELID3B, whose product is annotated as PRELI domain containing 3B. The record is from RefSeq and is a predicted model, not a curated record. Gene Ontology annotation, cellular component: mitochondrial intermembrane space. Bases 125 to 709 code for a protein of 194 amino acids. Gene Ontology annotation, molecular function: phosphatidic acid transfer activity. The transcript is spliced from 6 exons. NCBI's taxonomy places the organism in Eukaryota, Metazoa, Chordata, Mammalia, Dermoptera, Cynocephalidae. Gene Ontology annotation, biological process: phospholipid transport.
CGUCGGGUCCGACGGCGCCUGCGCGCGGCGCGGCCGGCCGGGGUGCUGGGGGUGGGGGUAGGGGUGGCCUCUUCACCUCAUUGUCCCUUAGCGCCGCCCGGACAUCUCGCGGGCUGCCGGCACCAUGAAGAUCUGGACUUCGGAGCACGUCUUUGACCACCCAUGGGAAACUGUUACAACAGCCGCGAUGCAGAAAUACCCAAAUCCUAUGAACCCAAGUGUGGUUGGAGUUGAUGUGUUGGACAGACAUAUAGAUCCCUCUGGAAAGUUGCACAGCCAUAGACUUCUCAGCACAGAGUGGGGACUGCCUUCCAUUGUGAAGUCUCUUAUUGGUGCAGCAAGAACCAAAACAUAUGUGCAAGAACAUUCUGUAGUUGAUCCUGUAGAAAAAACAAUGGAACUUAAAUCUACUAAUAUUUCAUUUACAAAUAUGGUUUCAGUAGAUGAGAGACUUAUAUACAAACCACACCCUCAGGACCCAGAAAAAACUAUUUUGACUCAAGAAGCAAUAAUCACUGUGAAAGGAGUCAGCCUCAGCAGUUACCUUGAAGGACUGAUGGCAAGUACGAUAUCUUCAAAUGCUAAUAAAGGCCGAGAAGCAAUGGAAUGGGUAAUACAUAAAUUAAAUGCAGAGAUUGAAGAAUUGACAGCUUCAGCAAGAGGAAGUAUAAGGACACCUAUGGCGGCAGCGGCAUUUGUAGAGAAAUAAUGAUGAAAGUUGGCAGACAACAUCCAGUCCCCCGGGUCUCUCCAAGCUGGCAAUAUAUUUAUUAUUUAAAAAAUACUACUAUAUUUUAGAUAGAAUUUUUUUUAAUAAGCUGAAGUAAGGCUGUGUGACUUUUGAUCAAAAUAAAGAAAUGCAGGGCUUCUAAAUAAAAGGGAUCUGAAAUUACUGUUGUUUGAAAUGACUAAUUUUGAGGGUUCCAAUAUUUAUGUGAAAAUUUAAUUUUUAAAGAAGUACUUGAAAAUCGAUAUUGACAUUGAAUCUCUUUAAGGUAGAAUUUUAAAGCUUUUCAUGCAUUGGAACUCUACCUGGCUUUGGACCAACCCUAGAACAAAGCAGAGCCACCUCUUAUAUACACUGCCCUGCUGCUGUAAAGUUGAACAGCUUGCAUGAGAGAACUCACUUUAAAACAAGAAAUUAUAUGGUUUAAAUUAAUUUGUAUAAAAUAACUUGCUCUGCUAUAAACCACCAUAAAAACCACAGUGUUUUGAUUUUGUACGUUUGUGAUAUUUUUGGAGUGAAAAUUAUCACUAAAGUAAUAUGACUCCAACAAAAAUAUGAUUUAUUGUAUUAAAGAGUACUGUAUUGAUUUGCCAAAGUUUUGUAAGUUAAGUAAAGUUACUACCUUCCUUGGAUUUGUACUUUAUGAUUCAGUAUGCUGUACUGUGGGCUGGUUAUGUUAACGGAAAAAAUAAAGUCAUUACCUGAGUUUUGCAGAACUCUAAAGUUAAACAGAA